AUGGAUAUAAGUGUCCCAGAAUCACAGGUGUAUGCGGACAUCACUGGGUUCAUCGAGCAACAGCAGCGCGAGCUGACUAACAUCAAUGAGUACCUAGAUGACUCCGAUGCCGUGCCCGUUGAAGUUCAGGAACUGGUGGAGUUAGGGUACAGGAACAAGCUGAGAAGCAAGACGCGGACCACUUCCACUGAUCUACUGGUGAAGAAUGUCUACGAGUUGGAGAACGAGUGGAAGUUACGCACGAUGACUGAGAUGAUGGACAUAAUCGGUGACAUACCGAAACAUUCCAUAGGCAGUGAAUUGAGAGAGAGCAUUGAGGAUCCAGCGGGACACUCACACAACGCAGCCAUUGACGACUUAAUCGAGGAUAUACUGAAGUUGCCACAGCUGCAACUGGCCGAUACCGCACAUGAGGAUGAUGAUAACGCGCAGUUACUCCGAGAGUACCGCAACCUCAAGAACGAUGUCAUCGAUAAGUGCAAUGAGAUUGUAGCGAGCAGACAAGAGCUGAGAGAUAUGGAUAUAAACUUGGAGCCAGUGCGGAGCUUGCUCAAAGCGAUCCCGCAUAGCUCGGAGGGGGACAUACGACAGUAUUUUAUAGACUACCAAGGGCAGCUGGAGAGCGUAGUCAAGGAACUUUCCUUGGUGGUUGAAGAGGCUUACAAGCAAUCGGAGAAUGAUCCGAUAAUGCGAGGUAAACUAGCAGAUAUAAUAAAUAAUAUGUAG
Molecule: messenger RNA, 726 nt
Organism: Nakaseomyces glabratus
Lineage: Eukaryota; Fungi; Ascomycota; Saccharomycetes; Saccharomycetales; Saccharomycetaceae
Gene: NKP1
Product: Nkp1p
Source: RefSeq, a predicted model, not a curated record